UAUGUUUGCACUGUUUGCAGUUCGCACUGUUGACGACGGUACUUGUAUUGCUGUGUUAAGUUUAUAACAUUAUAACAUAGCAUAGGUAAAUGAUAAACCGUUCGAGAAAACAGAAAACGACGCGUAUCGCCGUAUCAUCACAGUUCCAAUAUAAUUAUUCGAUUCUAGCUGGUUUGAACUCUGAAGGUGAUUGACGCUACGCUGGACACCGCUCGUUUUAUUAAACGGCCAGCCUGGUCUACGUCGAAAACGUCCCGAUGUCCGCUGACAUAUUCGACCUGAGGUAAACAGCACGGUCCCAUAAUGGUUAUUUCCCAUGCCAAAUAAAUUAUGUUUAAUUCAGAAUUCUUGUGAUAUUAUGGUCAAUGAUACAGAUUAUCAACAAUUAAAUAUCAACGCAGAUACAAUGUUAGACAAUGAUUACGAACCUGGUAAUUUAUUUUUAAAUUUUAUAUACACCAACAGCAAUGUUUUGGUAAAUGAACAAGAAGGAAAUAAUUUUGAUAACUACGAAAACAAUGAAGAAGUGCAAGAAAUUUAUGAAAGUGAUAUUAAUAUUGAGCAACCUAACAACAUUUGGGACGAUAAUUCAAUCCGUUACUUAAUUUACUGUUGGAGUAAAUUGAGAGAUCAGUUUGCAAAUUGUCCAGAUAAAAAGAAGGAAACACUAUGGCAACAUGUAUCAGAGCGUUUGGUAGAUCAUGGUUUUUAUUUUGAUGCACAGGCGUGUGACAUUAAAUGGCGCAGUCUUAAAAAAGUUUACAUGUACAAUAAAACCCGUAAUUGUAAAAAAGAUGGAAAUAAACACCAAGUUACUUGGAACCAUUAUUCUGAAAUGGAUAAGGCUAUUAAAGGAAUUCCUUAUGAUAUUUCAGAUAUCGAAAAUGAUGAUGACGAUGUUGAUAACAAUGGUGAAAAUGAAGAUGAUGACGACUCAACAAGAGAAAAUGUAGAUAACAUUGGGGAAUAUGAAAAUGCUGAUUCAACUAGAAGUUAUGUUGAUAAAUGUCAAUGGACAGUUGAUUCAACUAGGGAAUUGAUUCGAUUGUAUGGUAAAGACAGGAAGAAAUUUUCAGCUGUCAAUCAAGGAGGAAAACAUAUGUUGUGGGAAGAUAUUGCACAUCAGUUUUCACAGUUAGGAUAUCAAUAUUCAGCUAAUAAUUGUAACGACAAAUGGCGUAAUUUAAAGAUGACCUAUAAAAAGAAUAAGCAAAGGGCUAUUAAAUAUGGAAUAGAAUAUGUUAAAUGGUGUUAUUUUAAAGAUAUGGACAAUAUAUUUAAAAACACUCCAGAAGAAUCUUCCGAACUUAAUGAUAUGAUUACAGUAUCUUUAAUCGAUGAUGAACUCGUUGAUAUUAAAAAAGAAAAUGAAGAUUAUGAAAACUUAAAUGUUGUUGAAACUAAUGAAAUUAACGAGGAGGAACCUAAUGAAUCCCUUAAUGCUAGCACAUCAGAUAUAUGGACUGAACAAGCAACUAAAUGUUUGAUUGAGUUAUGGGGUCUUUACCGUCCACGAUUCUUGUUGGCUGCACAAGGCAAAAAACGUUUACUUUGGAAUGAAAUUAGUAAUCAGUUACGCCAAAAUGGCCACAACUAUUCUGGUCUAGUAUGUGAUCGUAAAUGGCGUCUCUUAAAAGCAAAUUAUGUAAAAAGAAGAGAAAAAUAUAAAAAACUGGGAGUGAACAGUGUAAAAUGGCAAUACUACCAUGAUUUAGACAGGUUACUUGGAGUGCCUGCUGAAAGUAUUUCCUGGAGUAUGGACUCGACUAUGUGUUUGAUAGAUUGCUUUGAUAACCACAAAGAAAAGUUUAUGAAUGCAGCAACUGGAGAAAAGCUCUUGAUAUGGAAACAAAUAUCAGAAGAAAUGUCUCAAAAUGGUUUCAAUUAUACUCCCAGAGCUUGUGACAACAAAUGGCGUACACUGAAAAAUCGUUAUAACAAAAAUAGAAUGCGAACAAACAGGAAUAAGAAAGUAAUUUGGGUGUACUACAAUAAAAUUGAUUCUGUACUUAGAGAAAUUAAUAAAAAAGGUUUGAAAGAUGAAUUUGAUAAUGGUGACGAAAAUAAUCAAACAAAUGAAGUUAAUGAAUUAGAUGAACAUAAUUACAUCAGAACAUCCAAACCAAGUUGUUCCAAUAAAACAAAUUCCAUCUCUGAACUACAGACAAUGUUUAGGUUGAGAAAUAAGGAAUUUGACCAAAGGUUGAAGGAAAUGGAGGAUAAUCUUAACAGCAGAGAAAAAGUAUUUGAAGGACUUCAAUUGCAGAUGUUAGAAGCUCUUAAAAAGUCAAAUGAAUUAGAAACACACAAGUUAAAACUGUUGGAACAAUUAGUUUCAAGAUUACCACCCCGCGACUCUUAGUUCAUAAAUGUACAUAUAAAUCAAGAAUAUUAUCAUAAUAUUUUUUCUGUGUAUAAAUAUUAAUCUUUAAUUAGUAAUUACAAUUCUAUCAUAAUUCAAUGCUUA
Molecule: messenger RNA, 2467 nt
Organism: Rhopalosiphum padi (bird cherry-oat aphid)
Lineage: Eukaryota; Metazoa; Arthropoda; Insecta; Hemiptera; Aphididae
Exons: 11
Coding region: 317-2362 (681 amino acids)
Source: RefSeq, a predicted model, not a curated record